Hevea brasiliensis (rubber tree) is the source of this 1847-nucleotide messenger RNA. Its product is annotated as cytochrome P450 CYP72A616. The record is from RefSeq and is a predicted model, not a curated record. The coding region runs from base 67 to 1629 and encodes 520 amino acids. The transcript has 5 exons. Lineage: Eukaryota; Viridiplantae; Streptophyta; Magnoliopsida; Malpighiales; Euphorbiaceae. Gene Ontology annotation, molecular function: heme binding; oxidoreductase activity, acting on paired donors, with incorporation or reduction of molecular oxygen; iron ion binding.
GUUGGAGAAUAACCAUCAAAUAUCCAAGAAAUUUAGUUUUCACAAGACAAACUCUGUUUUUUUGCCAUGGAUGAUCUUGUUUUGCACUCUUUAGGGUUUUCUUUAUUGCUUCUCCUUGGGCUCUAUGGAACUGGGAGAAUUGCAUACUCAAUUUGGUGGAAACCCAAGUCGCUUGAGAGGAAACUGAAGAAACAAGGGAUAAAAGGCACACCUUACAAGCUGUUGGUUGGGGACAUGAAGAAUUGCAUAAGGAUGAUAACUGAAGCAUGGUCCAAACCAAUCAAUCUAACCCACCAGAUUGUUCAGCGAGUUGAUCCAUUUACUCUUAAUAUCGUUCAGAAGUACGGGAAGAUAUCAAUGUUCUGGAAUGGGAAAACUCCAAGGUUGAUCAUCUCGGAUCCAGAACUAAUGAAAGAAGUACUGUAUAACAAGCAAGGUCACAUUCAAAAGCCGCCAGUAAGCCCGCUUAUUCUCAUUCUUGCAAGAGGACUGACUCUUCUAGAUGGUGAGAAAUGGGCUCUACACCGAAGAUUGAUAAAUCCUGCUUUCCACCUAGAAAAACUUAAGGGGAUGAUACCAGUAUUUGCGAUAAGUUGUAAAGAAAUGAUAGAACAAUGGAAGAAGAUGGUCAAUCAUCAAGAAGCUUGUGAAGUGGAUGUCUGGCCUGAGCUUCAAAAAACAGCAAAGGAUAUCAUUUCAAGGGCAGCAUUUGGAAGCAAUUACGAAGAAGGAAAGAAGAUAUUUCAACUUCAACAGGAGUUGGUGGUGCUGACCGUGGAAGCUAUGCGAACCUUGUAUAUUCCUGGUUUCAGAUUUGUUCCAACGAAGAAGAAUCAGAGGAGAAACAAGUUGAAUAUAGAGAUCACAUCAAUGCUGAGAGAUGUAGUUGAAAGGAAACAGAAUGAAAUGAGAACUGGACAAUCCAGAGUUGAUGACUUGCUAAGCUUGCUCUUGCAUUCUAGUGAGCAGAACAGUUCAGAAAAUGCAAGUAGCACAAAAAGCAAUGGGUUGACAAUUGAAGAGAUAGUAGAGGAAUGCAAGGUUUUCUAUCUCGCUGGCCAAGAAACAACCUCGGCCUUGUUAACAUGGACAAUGAUAGUCUUAGCUAUGCACCCAGACUGGCAAGAAAAGGCUAGGGAGGAAGUUCUGCAAAUUUGUGGGAAGAAAGAACCUGACUUUGAAGCCUUAACCCAUCUCAAGAUUGUAACCAUGAUCCUGAAUGAAAUCUUAAGGUUGUAUCCACCUGUUAUUGCUCUUUAUCAACAAACUCACAAGGAAACCAAGAUAGGAGACAUCACCAUCCCAGCAGGGGUUGACCUUACGCUUCCCACAUUGCUCAUUCACCACGAUCCAGAGUUCUGGGGUGAUGACGCAGAAGAAUUCAGACCAGAUAGAUUCUCUGAGGGAGUUUCAAAGGCAUCUAAAGAUCAUUUCGCUUUCUUCCCUUUCAGUUGGGGUCCGAGGACUUGCAUCGGCCAAAACUUUGCCAUGCUAGAAGCUAAGAUGGUUUUGGCUAUGAUUCUACAGCAUUUCUCAUUGGAGCUCUCACCUUCCUACAUUCAUGCUCCUUGUACUGUUAUGACAAUGCAGCCACAACACGGAGCUCAAGUUUUCAUUCGCCAAUUGUAAGCUACAAGUUGUCUGGCAAACACAAUGACUUGCAUCUUGUGAAUAAUGUCUCUUCCAUCUCAGAAGAGAAGAGUUUUCCCCUUGCGUCUCAGAUUGCCGCAACAGAAUUGUAAUCUUUCCCAAUAUUGAAUUCCAGAAAUAAAUACUAAUAAAGGUUAUGCUUGUAAUUAAAAUCAGCUAAAUGAAUGUUUGACUGGUCAAACUUAGAUUGAGUAGAA